Messenger RNA from Elaeis guineensis (African oil palm), 1267 nucleotides. Lineage: Eukaryota; Viridiplantae; Streptophyta; Magnoliopsida; Arecales; Arecaceae. The record is from RefSeq and is a predicted model, not a curated record.
GGGAAGGCCUCCAUCAGUUGUAAGCAAGAGUGUGAGUGCUCUUGAUAUUUCUGGAAAGGAGAAAUCGGCAAAACCUCCACGAAGGCUCUCCAUACCUACUAAACCUAUUACGAGCCCUCGACAGGUCCCUUUUGGAAGUAUAACUCCAAUAUCAGAGACCCGAAUGAAGAGAUCAAACACCCCAGGGAAAAGUGAUACUCCCGUCUCUGAUGUAUCAAAGUCUAUGAGCAGGCGAAAGUUUAGCGUGAUAUCUUCAGUCUCUUAUUGGUUAGCACAGAUCAAACUGUCAGAGUCUGCCUCCAAGCACUCAAUCUCACUUGGUUUCUUCAAGCUUGCAAUGGAGUCAGGAUGUGAGCCUUUGGAUCGAGUGCGAGAUGAGCUUAAAUCAUAUGUAUGCAGACACAACCUGGUAGCAGAGCUAGGAGAGCCUGCAAAGGAUUUACUCCAGAUGUACAACAUUGUAGAAGAUCUUGAACAUUUGAAGGUUUCUGAGAGCUGUUCUCAGUUACCUGUAGAGAGAAACCAGUUUUCAGACAAAGCUCCUCGCAGCUCCACUGCUUCCAAAAGUAGGAAUCUGAAACCGAAGUCACUGAAUCCAAACACUCGGGCAGUUGCAGAGUCAAAUAAGCGAGAGAGUAUUCAGCAGAGAAAACCUGCAUAUAAGAAGAAGGGAUCCAGCAAUGAGAGCCCAGUGUAUGCUGUGUCUGUGGACGAUACUAAUGGUAGUAAUGCACAGAAAAAAUUUCGGCAGCCAAGAAAGAUGGAAUCUAACGGGGGCAAGGGGAAGAUCAAAAGCUCGCCAAAGAAGUCAAUAUCCGAAACAGUUGAUGCAGCUGAUCCUUUGCCUAUUGAGGAGACAUCUUACGAAGACAAGGAGAACAUGAAUACUCAGCUAAUUGAAGGAGCAAGGAUUGAGGAGGAGACUCAGACAAACUGAGCCAGUAACUUCAGAUUCAAAUUUUUAUUGCCGAAUGUGAAGAUGGGUUGUGUUUUCCUGUCCGUUACUACAGUUUGCUGUUGAUAUGUGAUUAAAAGUUCUAUUUGAUAUUUUAAACUACACAAAGGGAUAAGGAGAGACGUGUAUUAAUAUUGUUGUGUGAUGCCAGGGUUGUGCUUGCACUAGUUGGUUUUGUUUGUAUUACUUGAUCAACUCGAAGUGGUGUUGAUUUCUAUAUAUAAGCAUUACAUAUAGGAUUUUUUAUUUCUUUGUUUUUUCCGUUGUGAUAUUUGUCGAAAGCAAUAAAAUUCUUAAAUGUUAGGUUACAAA